Messenger RNA from Eubalaena glacialis (North Atlantic right whale), 2193 nucleotides. RefSeq names its product solute carrier family 16 member 1 (gene SLC16A1). Gene Ontology annotation, molecular function: monocarboxylic acid transmembrane transporter activity. Bases 222 to 1712 code for a protein of 496 amino acids. The record is from RefSeq and is a predicted model, not a curated record. Lineage: Eukaryota; Metazoa; Chordata; Mammalia; Artiodactyla; Balaenidae. Gene Ontology annotation, biological process: transmembrane transport; monocarboxylic acid transport. The transcript has 5 exons. Gene Ontology annotation, cellular component: membrane.
GCGGUCCCUGCCCGACAAAGUGCUGGCGAGCUGCGACGUGACUACCCGGGCGCGUGGGUUCCCGGGCGAGCAGACGAGGCAGCCGGUGAAGGACGCUACCUGGACCCUGGGCCCUGCGGGACUCCAGCCGCGCUGCCGCGUCACGUUCACGCUCGGCGCCGCGAGCCGCGCAUAACGAUAUUUGGAUUUGAACUGCAUUUUGGGAUUUAUCUACACCAAAAAUGCCACCGGCAGUUGGAGGUCCAGUUGGAUACACCCCCCCAGAUGGAGGCUGGGGAUGGGCAGUGGUAGUUGGAGCUUUCAUUUCCAUCGGCUUCUCCUAUGCGUUUCCCAAAUCUAUUACUGUGUUCUUCAAAGAAAUUGAAGGUAUAUUCAAUGCCACCACCAGUGAAGUGUCAUGGAUAUCUUCCAUCAUGUUGGCUGUCAUGUAUGGUGGAGGUCCUAUCAGCAGUAUCCUGGUGAAUAAAUAUGGCAGUCGUCCAAUCAUGAUUGUUGGCGGUUGCUUGUCAGGCUGUGGCUUGAUCGCAGCUUCCUUCUGUAACACUGUGCAGGAACUUUACUUGUGUGUCGGAGUCAUUGGAGGUCUUGGGCUUGCCUUCAACUUGAAUCCAGCUUUAACCAUGAUUGGCAAGUAUUUCUACAAGAGGCGACCGUUGGCAAAUGGACUGGCCAUGGCAGGCAGCCCUGUGUUCCUCUCUACCCUGGCCCCCCUCAAUCAGGCUUUCUUUGGUAUCUAUGGCUGGAGAGGAAGCUUCCUAAUUCUUGGGGGCUUACUAUUAAACUGCUGUGUGGCUGGAGCUCUGAUGAGACCAAUAGGGCCCAAGCCAACCACUGCAGCGAAAUAUAAGUCUAAAGAAUCCCUUCAGGAAGCAAAAAAGGGGGCAAGUGAUGCAAAUACAGAUCUCAUUGGAGAGAAUCCGAAAGAAGAGAAAAGAUCAAUCUUCCAAACGCUUAAUAAAUUCCUGGACUUAUCCCUGUUCAAGCACAGAGGCUUUUUACUCUACCUGUCUGGAAAUGUGCUCAUGUUUUUUGGACUAUUUACACCUUUGGUCUUUCUUAGUAAUUAUGGCAAGAGUCAGCAUUACUCUAGUGAGAAGUCUGCCUUCCUUCUUUCCAUUCUGGCUUUUGUUGACAUGGUAGCCAGACCUUCUAUGGGACUUGUAGCCAACACAAAGUGGAUAAGACCUCGAGUUCAGUAUUUUUUUGCUGCUUCUGUUAUUGCAAAUGGAGUUUGCCAUCUGGCAGCACCUUUGUCCUCUAGCUAUAUAGGAUUCUGUGUCUAUGCGGGAUUCUUCGGAUUUGCAUUUGGGUGGCUCAGCUCAGUAUUGUUUGAAACGCUGAUGGACCUUGUUGGACCCCAGAGGUUCUCCAGUGCUGUGGGAUUGGUGACCAUUGUGGAAUGCUGUCCUGUCCUGCUGGGGCCACCACUUUUAGGUCGUCUCAAUGACAUAUAUGGAGACUACAAAUACACAUACUGGUCAUGUGGCAUAAUCCUUAUUGUCGCAGGCAUCUAUCUUUUCAUCGGCAUGGGCAUCAAUUACCGACUUCUUGCAAAAGAACAGAAAGCUGGGCAGCAGCAGAAAAAGGAAAGUAAAGAGGAGGAGACCAGUAUAGAUGUUGCUGAGAAGCCAAAAGAAGUUACCGAUGCAGCAGAAUCUCUGGAGCCUCAAGGCAUAGAAGGAGGCCCCAAAGAGGAGGAGAGUCCAGUUUGAGCCUGUGGGGCUGAUGGGUAAAUGGAGCAGCUCAUGACCCCAAAUGUUCUGUUGGCCUGUGAUCUACCAGUGGUGCUCAAUGCAAAUACUGGACAUUUCUGUGGGAAUCAUACCAGGGGUUCACUGAUGGAAUUUUUGUUUCACUCCGUACCAGUAGCCUGGCCUAAAAAUGUCAUAGCCUUUGGGAAGGAAGUGGUUGAAAAAGAGUGAGAGAAGGAAGUCGGUUUGUGUGUUUGUUUGUUUGUUUAAAUCUUUGCUUUUAACAGUGUCAUGAUAAUGUGCUGUGAUAGUGUGAUAAUAAUAUGUGCCUUAAGUUUUAGUCUUUAGGGAGCCUUAACUUUUAAAACCAUUCUGCUUAAUUCAUCCAUUUUAAGUGUUCCGUUACAAGGAAAAGUAACUAGUUUGAGGCAAAUCUAAAAUUUAAAAUUAAUCUUGCUUCAUUGUUAUUUGUAAUAAUAGUGUCAGACAUUGCCACUAGAAG